UGAUCAAGUACGCAGCAGAGACUGUGGACGAGCAUGGCGGACGACGUGCCUCCUUCUCCGUUCGAGUUCGAGCGCGACUACUACGCGCUACUGGGCGUGGCGCGCGACGCAUCAAGCGACGAAGUCCGAAGCCACUUCUUGUCGCUGUCGCGUGAGUUCCACCCGGAUCGUCGACGACAAGGAAAUGCGGCGAUCGUAGCAGCCGCCAACUCGCAGUACGCGGUGCUAGACAGAGCGUAUAAAGUGCUGUGCGACCCGGUAAAACGCCGCGUGUACGACAUCUAUGGCGAGAAGGGAGUGCAUGCGCUGGAGCAAGAUGGCGUCGCUCAGCAGCAAGCUGUGGGCGCACACUUGAAGACGUCGGACGAGAUGCAGCAGUACGUGGAGAAGAUCAUGCGUCGCAUGAACCAGCAGGCUCUGGAGGCGCAGUUCUCGUCCCACAGCGAGAUGUCCAUGGGCGUCGACGCCUCGGACUUCGUGCAGGCGCCCAUGCAAGGACUGCGUAGCUUGUUCCACAGCGGUGCGAGAUACGUGGAUCGCACAGACAUGACCAUCCACCAGCGUACAGUCUUCCCUUUGUCGCGUAGUACAGCGUUGACACUGGGAGGCUACAUGUUCGACAAGAAGGGGAUGGGUAUGGGCAGCUUUACAGCCGAGUUGACACACUCGUCACUUGAUCCCAGUAUCCCGUCGUUCACGCUAACAAGUCAGCUAGGCUGGACGCCUAGACUCCAUUGUCAGAUCAGCCAGCCAGUGUCUCGGUACACAGUCUUCAUGCUCAUCCCCGAGCUCGAUGAUCAUGGACUGGACAUCUCUGUGGGAGCCAACCAGCUCCUAUCACCGCAGCUUCACGGCGCAAUGAUGUGGAGUACACGGGACGGUCUCUCCGGGUCGCUAAGUCAGGACACAGGCACGUACAACGCCACAGCUGCCGUCGCUGUGAACGCUGCCGGCCCCAACUUUACGUUCCAGCUCCGUCGUGCUCUUGUGGCUGCCACGACAGCGAAGUUGUCGCUGCGUGCGAGUCUUUCGACAGGCCUAUCGGUCGUGGCUGGAGCUAGUCGAGAGAUCUCGAACCGCACUCGGGUGGCGUUAGGCGUCCUACUCGCGCGUGCCGGCGUUACUCUGCGUGUCGGCUUCACUCGUGGCAGUGUUCGCUUUGUGAUGCCCAUUUUCUUGUCUCCAUUCUCGCCGCAGUCGGCGUGGUUUACAUUCUGCGCAGCCACGUCACCUUUCAUGGUGGCUGCGGUCGUCACGCAGCUUAUCAAACCUGCUCAGGAGCGUCAGCGUCGUCUAGAACUGGAACACAGACACGAUAUGCGUGUUCAGUACCUCGCGACGGCGCGUCAAAGUGCACUAGAGCAACAGAAACUGAUGCGUCGAAGUGCAGAGGAGAAAGCGGACAAGGAACAGCAACGAGAAGACGGCAAAGGGCUGGUGAUUCUGCUAGGUCGAUACGGUACGAACCCGACGAGUCCCGACUCGCGUGGGGCCCGUGUAGACGAUCUGGAUGCUGCUCUCCGUGCGAUGCGCUACGACGAAGGCAGUGGGGAGAAUAUCACGCAACAAGAGGCAGAAGCGGAGCUGCUGGAGCAGAAGUGGGUUGAUGUUACAAUUCCUCUUCAGUUCUUUGUCAAGGUGCGGAAAUGUACUGCUAUCGUGGCAUGA
Molecule: messenger RNA, 1668 nt
Organism: Phytophthora infestans T30-4
Lineage: Eukaryota; Oomycota; Peronosporomycetes; Peronosporales; Peronosporaceae
Exons: 2
Coding region: 34-1668 (544 amino acids)
Biological process (GO): cristae formation
Source: RefSeq, a predicted model, not a curated record